Molecule: messenger RNA, 1005 nt
Organism: Podospora anserina S mat+
Lineage: Eukaryota; Fungi; Ascomycota; Sordariomycetes; Sordariales; Podosporaceae
Exons: 3
Coding region: 1-1005 (334 amino acids)
Biological process (GO): DNA-templated transcription
Cellular component (GO): RNA polymerase II, core complex
Molecular function (GO): DNA-directed RNA polymerase activity; DNA binding; protein dimerization activity
Source: RefSeq, a predicted model, not a curated record
AUGGAUUACGAUCCGAUGGCAAUGGAUGACGCCGAGUCGCUCGGGCCCGUCGUCAAGAUCUCGCAGGCCGACUCGGUCCGCGUCAAGUUCGAACUCCAGAAUGCCGACAUCUCGUUCGCCAACUCGCUGCGCCGCGUCAUGCUGGCCGAGAUCCCAACCAUCGCCAUCGACUUGGUCGAGAUUGAAAGCAACAGCUCGGUUCUUGCUGACGAAUUCAUCGCCCACCGUCUUGGUCUUAUCCCACUCAACGCCGAGGGUGUCGAGCACCUCCUCUAUUCCCGCGACUGCGACUGCGAAGAGUACUGCGAAAACUGCAGCGUGAAGCUCACGCUCCAUGCCAAGUGCACUGGCUACGAGAACAUGUCGGUAUCCGCGCGCGAUUUGGUACCUGUUGGCGAGCGCAUAAAUCAAUCUCUGGGCACGCCAGUUAUUAACGACAAGGACGGCACCGGGCCGCUCAUUCUCAAGCUGCGCCCCGAGCAGGAGAUCAAGCUCGAGUGUAUCGCGAAGAAGGGCAUUGCGAAGGAGCAUGCGAAGUGGGCACCAAGCGCAGCCAUCGGGUUUGAAUAUGACCCCCACAACAAGCUCCGCCAUCUUGACCUUUGGUAUGAGAAGGAUCCCAAGUCGGAAUGGCCUCCUAGCGAGUAUGCCAAGUGGGAAGAGCCACCAGUGGAAGGCGAGCCUUUCGACUUUGACGCCGUCCCCAACCACUUUUACUACAACGUCGAGACAGCCGGUAACCUGCCACCAGACGGAAUCGUCACCGAGGGCAUCAAGGUCAUCCAGCAAAAGCUCGCUGGUCUGAUUCACGAGUUGACUGAAGGGGAGGGUGAAGGUGGCUACGACGGACCCCGCAGCCCAGAUUACAACAGCGGUCCUGACACCGGCUAUGGGUACUCGACAUCCUACGGCGGAAAUGGCGGGAACCAGAGCGCCUGGGGUGGCGGCGGCGGAACCACUCCAUUCGGCGGGCAGACUUCCUAUGGCGGUGGCGGUUGGUCUUGA